UCCCCGCGGCCGCCGCCGCCGCCUGUAACCUGCGCCGCCAGGAUGUGGCUGGGGGCUGACGUCGGGUCCAGAUGUGGCCCCGGCCCCGCCCACCCCCGGGGCCGGGCCGCCCACACCGAGCUGCGGCGCGCACGGCGGCUGUCCUGCCUGCCACAGUGCGCGGCGAGGCUGCGGCCGCGACUUGGCGCGGUCGUCCUUAACGUCGCUGCUCGGCAUCUUUAAGACAGGCUGCCUCUGAGGCCGCGCGGGGACCCCACUCGUCCGCACCCUCCCAUGCACUCACUCUUCAGUGCCUGGCCGGGCGGGCCCCUCGCGGACGCGGAGCCGCGCGGGUGACGGCAGAGGCGGCUGCGCGCCCAGCCCAGCGGAGAGGGCGCGCCGCGCCCCCGCCCCCCUCCCGCUCUCCGGAGGCCGUGGGUGCGGAUGCGCCGCUGACGAUUCGCAGCGACCAGCAGUGCCGCCGGCCCGCCGGCCGGAGCCCGCAGCAUGGCAACCGCCGCCUAUGGGGACCAAUUCGCCGCCGAGUGCCUCGUGUCCAUGUCGAGCCGCGCGGUCGUGCACGGGCCGCGGCAGGGGCCGGAGCCCGGACCCGAGGGCGCGGCCACCGCUGUUGCCGCCACGCUGCCCCGCGUCGAGGAGCGACGCGACGGCAAGGACAGCGCCUCGCUCUUCGUGGUGGCCCGGAUCCUAGCGGACCUCAACCAGCAAGCGCCAGCGCCCGCUCUGGCGGAGCGCAGAGAGGGCGCCGCUGCCCGGAAGGCGAGGACCCCCUGCCGCCUGCCGCCCGCGCCGCCCGCCGUCCCCGAGCCCGCUUCUCCCGGCGGUGAAGGCGCAGCUGCCGCGCCCCUUAGCCCCGCGUGGAGUGAGCCUGAGGCGGGGCUGGAGCCCGAGAGGGAGCCGGGGCCCGCGGGGAGCGGCGAGCCCGGCCUUAGACAAAGGGGCCGGCGGGGCCGAAGUCGCGCCGACCUCGAGUCCCCGCAGAGAAAGCACAAGUGCCACUACGCGGGCUGCGAGAAAGUUUACGGGAAAUCCUCGCACCUCAAGGCGCACCUGAGAACUCACACAGGUGAGAGGCCCUUCGCCUGCAGCUGGCAGGACUGCAGCAAGAAGUUCGCGCGCUCAGACGAGCUUGCGCGGCACUACCGCACACACACGGGCGAGAAGAAGUUCAGCUGCCCCAUCUGCGACAAGCGCUUCAUGCGUAGCGACCAUCUGACCAAGCACGCACGUCGCCAUGCCAACUUCCACCCCGGCAUGCUGCAGCGGCGCGGCGGCGGCUCGCGCACCGGCUCGCUCAGCGACUACAGCCGCUCAGACGCCAGCAGCCCCACCAUCAGCCCUGCCAGCUCGCCCUGAGCUUCCCCUGCUCGCCCCCACAGCAGCACAGCCCCCCCCUCCACGCCCUUCCCUGUCCUGUGGGCCCCAGGCCCGGGCUCCCCAUCGUCCCCACUACAGCCAUGAGCUCUCACUUCUCCUGACCCCGCAUCUUUUCCUUUCAUAACAGGAAAGAAGAGAGAGAACUUUGCCGUCCACAACAACCCCCCCGACCCCCAAUUUUCUUCACCUCAGGUGUCAAACUCAAUUUGUAAAAAAACAACAAAAAAAUUCAAAAAACACCAUCCACAAAUUGCACAAUAGACACACCCAGGACGGUGAGGUUCAGCGGUGUCACCCCCUUUCUCAGGGAUGGACAUGGUCCAGGAGGUCAGUGCGGACACCCUCCCUGCCGCCUUACUCUGUACAUAGAUUUGCACUCUGGAGCUUUCUGCUGGGUUCGGGACACACUGGGACAAAGCAGGGGAAGCAGUGCAGGCGGACGUCGGCGUCCAGCUGGCAGGCCAGUCCGUUGGUCAGUUGGGAGUGGACACGGUCACUGACCCUUGUCUUUCGGGGGCCUGCACGUCCUUGCUGCCACCGCCCAGCCUCCAGCCCCUGCUCCGGCGGCCGGCUGGGGUCAGGACGCAGACGGGUCUGAGGGGAUGCCUUAAGACGAGCGAGGAAGCGGAGCCAGCCCCCGGAGGACCGCCUGGCUGCCCCUGCCACCAGGAGCCCGGAUUGGGAGACCACUGCACCAUCGACACGCGAUGUGACAGUGCCCAGGUCACACUCGCUGGCCCUCGUCCCCCCUUUCCUGCCCCCAGGUACGUGCCCAUACAGAGAUGCCUGCCAUUGUGUCCCUGCAGAAGGCACCGGGGACCUUUCACUAGUAUACCAUGUCCUCUGGAGCAGAGCCCAGGAGUUCUAGUCUUCAACAGAGAUGUCCCAAAGUGUCACCGAGGCAUCCAGUUCCCUUUUCUCUGCCACUGGUCCUGCUAUCUGCUAUCAGGACACCUUUGUUUGAACUGGUGGGUAGAGGUGUUGGGCCACCUUGCCAGAGGCUCCGUGUGUGACGGGGCGUGUGGCCGUCCCUUGCAGAGACUGAUCCAUGGCAGGAGACUGAAACAUGGUGACUGGAACUUUCCAGGAGUGGUGAAGUGGGUGUUAGGGGACAUUCUGUCAGAGAAUGCGCGUUCCGUCUCCUCCCCAGGGAGCACCAGACCCCCUGUGCCCCAGCUCAGAAUGAGCACACCUCCAGCCCUGCGUCCCUACCCAGCCCACACCCUGCCUGAGGCGUCUGCUGGAGAGGAGGAAGAGAGAGCAGGCAUUUCUCCCCAGCCCCGGCCUGCGCUGGCUUGGGGUCCAAGUCCUGGCAGGUCAGUCAGGCCAGGCUCCUGCACGCUCCCUGUCUGCAGACAACGGGGGUGUCCUCCCAGCACUGCUGCCCAGGCACCACCCUUCCCUUCCCCAGAGAGUUGGUGCCUGUAAAUACAAGCCCCCAGUACUGUGUGUGUGCGCGUGUGUGUGUGUGUACGUACGUACGUGUGUGUGUUGGGGCGGACUUGAGUAUCUGCCGAGAGUUCUGCCCAUUUUGAUGAGGGAUGGCCCGUGGGACCUCAGAGGGCCGUCGAUGGCCUUCCUGGGCCCAGAGUGCCUUGGUGUGGCCACCCUGCUCCCACCCCACCCUCUCACAGUGUGAGGUGCAGCCCUCAACCCCAGCAACCCAGGCCUGGCUGGUGCUCACAUCGCGGCCCAUGGCUGCUGCUUCGGGCCAGCUCCAGAGUGGACGGGCGCCCUCUGUCCGUAGCAACUACCAGGGUGGCAUCCUGCCGUAUGUAACACCCUGGGUGUCCGUAUCUAACUACUGUGUGUCAGCUGGGAUUGGCCAGUGCUUGGUAGUGGCUCCUGAGUAGCGUGAUAAGUACCAAGUUUGGCCGCAGUGAUGUUUUGGCUGUGGGUGGUCCCCGCCCUGGUCGGGGUGCAGAGCUGGCCCCCCUGGCCGCCGGGCUCCGCUCGGGCUGCAUGACGGCCCUUCCUGUGUUGGAUCCGGAGAGAGUGGACUGUGUCGUGGGGGCCUGGACAGAAGGGCGCCCCGGUGCUGGGGGUGCCCAGCUCCAGUGUGAGGCUAAGAAAGCCACACUGAAUACAUGUCAUGUCUCAGGAACUCACAUUCCAGGUUUAGGAAUUUUAUUCCAAAGUCCUUUGGUGUGCUUACCGUCCAGGGGUUCCCCGGAGGCAGGGACGGUCGCACAAUGCCGUCCCCUGGAGGAGCCCGGAGGCGUUGGGACGGAGGGUUUCUCUCCCAGUCUGUCUGCACAUAGGAAGGGGAAGGACUCUAAACCCAGUCAUCUUGGAAUAAGAGAAGAGCUGGUUUGUUUUUGA
This is a messenger RNA of Hipposideros armiger (great roundleaf bat), 3699 nucleotides long. RefSeq names its product KLF transcription factor 13 (gene KLF13). Gene Ontology annotation, biological process: regulation of transcription by RNA polymerase II. The transcript has 2 exons. Gene Ontology annotation, molecular function: DNA-binding transcription factor activity, RNA polymerase II-specific; RNA polymerase II cis-regulatory region sequence-specific DNA binding. Lineage: Eukaryota; Metazoa; Chordata; Mammalia; Chiroptera; Hipposideridae. Bases 487 to 1356 code for a protein of 289 amino acids. The record is from RefSeq and is a predicted model, not a curated record.